Molecule: messenger RNA, 1078 nt
Organism: Tribolium madens (black flour beetle)
Lineage: Eukaryota; Metazoa; Arthropoda; Insecta; Coleoptera; Tenebrionidae
Gene: RpL5
Product: 60S ribosomal protein L5
Exons: 4
Coding region: 113-1015 (300 amino acids)
Biological process (GO): ribosomal large subunit assembly; translation
Cellular component (GO): cytosolic large ribosomal subunit; ribosome
Molecular function (GO): 5S rRNA binding; structural constituent of ribosome
Source: RefSeq, a predicted model, not a curated record
UCAAGAUGGUGGCAUUUCCGCACAUGCGCAGCCUUCUUUCAACCCGGACCGCGGUGGCUAACGAGUGCCUCGUAGUGUCCUUUGUGCUUAAUUUUUUCAAUAAUUACCCAAAAUGGGUUUCGUGAAAGUGGUGAAAAACAAGCAAUAUUUCAAGCGUUUCCAAGUCAAGUUUAAGAGGCGCAGGCAGGGAAAGACCGAUUAUUACGCCCGCAAGCGUCUUAUUGUCCAAGAUAAGAACAAAUACAACACCCCCAAGUACCGCCUGAUUGUGCGUUUGUCCAACCGUGAUAUUACUUGUCAGGUGGCUUAUUCGCGUAUUGAGGGAGAUAAGAUUGUCUGUGCUGCGUACUCUCAUGAAUUGCCUAAAUAUGGGGUUAAAGUUGGACUCACCAACUAUGCUGCUGCUUAUUGCACGGGGUUGCUCUUGGCCCGGCGUUUGUUGAAGCAAUUGGGGUUGGAUAAGUUGUACACCGGCACUACGGAAGUCACUGGGGAUGAGUACAAUGUGGAAGGGGUUGAGAAUGGACCAGGCGCUUUCAGGUGCUAUUUGGAUGUGGGGCUUCAACGUACCACAACCGGGGCUCGUGUUUUCGCUGCAAUGAAGGGUGCAGUCGAUGGGGGCCUCAACAUUCCUCACUCUACAAAACGAUUCCCUGGUUAUGACGCUGAAUCAAAAUCUUUCAAUGCUGACGUACAUCGUUCACAUAUUUUUGGACAACAUGUAGCUGAUUACAUGCGUUCUUUGGAGGAGGAAGACCCUGAAGCUUUCAAGAGACAGUUCAGUCAGUACAUCAAGUUGGGCAUUAAUGCUGAUCAGAUUGAAGGGAUUUAUAAGAACGCCCAUGCCGCUAUUCGAGCUAAUCCAGCAGCGGAAAAGAAACCAGAAAAGGCUCCGCCCGCUACCAAGAAGAGGUGGAACCGCAAGAAGCUUACUUUGGCCGAACGCAAGAACCGUGUCGCCCAAAAGAAGAAGUCUUUCAUUGCAAAGAUUCAAGAAGGACAGGCUGAGCCUUAGAUUUUUAUUUCUUUGUAUUAUAUAAAAGAUCGAGUGUAAUCAAUAAAAUUUGGUUCACGGAAA